Messenger RNA from Papilio polytes (common Mormon), 2521 nucleotides. RefSeq lists its product as uncharacterized. The record is from RefSeq and is a predicted model, not a curated record. The transcript has 7 exons. Bases 131 to 1489 code for a protein of 452 amino acids. NCBI's taxonomy places the organism in Eukaryota, Metazoa, Arthropoda, Insecta, Lepidoptera, Papilionidae.
GCACCUGUCGCCGACGCACCGGCUCAGUCGUACACCGACCACUGACAAAGCAGCUCGCGCCAUGACAGCUUUGUCUCAAAUAAAUUCGUCGCGAGUGUCGUAACUUUAAGAUUUUUUUGUGAACAUUACUAUGGAUAUGAUACUCCUAAGUGCUGUAUUAGUGCUGCUGCAAGGAUACGCAGCAGCGACGUGUCGAUUCCCCGGCGCGCCGGCGCAUUCCCGCGUGGAUUUCUCCGAUGAGAAUUUGUCGGAAGGAACUGUUGCCACCUACACUUGCGAGCGCGGCUUCGAGCUACUCGGCCCUGCUAGGAGGAUAUGUGCACACGAUGGAACAUGGAACCCAGACGGCAUCCCAUUUUGCGUAUUAAACGUAGCGGCUGGAAAGGCGCCAAUGCAGAUCUCCACUGAGGAAGGUGGCGCUCCGCAGCGGGCGCUAGAUGGCAGUACUUCCGCGGUGUUCAGUGCUGAGACCUGUACCCUCACAAAGACCGAGCGCGUACCUUGGUGGUACGUCAACCUGCUGGAACCAUACAUGGUUCAGCUAGUCAGAUUGGACUUUGGCAAGCCUUGUUGUGGCGCCAAUAAGCCAGCUGUAAUUGUUGUCAGGGUUGGCAACAAUCGUCCAGAUUUAGGAACAAAUCCGAUAUGCAACAGAUUCACCGGCUUCCUCGAGGAAGGGCAACCUCUGUUCCUACCCUGCAACCCUCCGAUGCCUGGAGCGUUCGUAAGCGUUCACUUAGAAGGUGCAGCUCCUAGCCAGCUGUCUAUCUGCGAAGCGUUUGUAUACACUGACCAGGCACUGCCGAUAGAGAGAUGUCCCCAGUUCCGAGAUCAGCCGCCUGGCAGUACGGCAACGUACAAUGGCAAAUGCUACAUAUUCUAUGAUCAGCAGCCGUCAAACUUCAGGGACUCACUAGCGUUCUGUAGAUCAAGAGGAGGAACGCUUGUUGACGAAAGCAAUCCAGCGCUACAAGGUUUCAUUAGCUGGGAACUGUGGCGUAGGCACCGAAGUGACAGUAGCAGCCAGUAUUGGAUGGGAGACGGCGAGCGGCGGGAAGGUGCUCGCCUUAACAUUGGAUCUAUAAUCGCGCUCGGCUCCUUCGGCGCACUCGUCUUCCUCAUCGCCUUAAUAACUACCAUAGUCAUCCUGUUUAGGAGCAGGAAACACAACCACGGAAAGAGGUACAGGCACCACGUGUCCCCGGAUUGUAACACGGUGGCGUCGCUCGACUCGUCCUCGUCGGAGUCCCGCAGCGGCCUCAACCGGUACUACCGACAGGCGUGGGAGGAGCUACACGAGGCCGCCGGCGCCAAGCACGGCCAUAGACGACACGAACGAGAAACUCCGAAAGACGGCUCUGAACUGGUGGUGGCCGAUGUCUGCCCCGCGCCACACUCGCGGGAACAGAGGAGGCAUCACCACCACCAUCGCCGCGACUGGGCCCCCCCCUCGCACCGUCCCCACCACAACCACAAACCUAGACAUUAACAUUAUUAUUCAAAAACUGUAUCCUUCAAUACACAAAGCGUAUUGUAAGUUAUAUUCUAGGCAUUUUAAUUUAAUAUCUAAUUUAUUGAAAAACUUUCAGGUCGUUAAGGUUUAAUGUAAUCUCAGGGUUUACCAACCACUAUACUAAAUCUAUAUUUCUCUUUGUCAAUUUAUUUACUGAUUUAGUUAGUUCAUGAAGUAUCGUGAUAGUGGACAGAUGUGCUCAUCAGUUGCAGUACUUUAUCAAAUUAUAUUCUUCCGCUUUUGAACUAUGAUUACCUUGAUCUUUUCUUAUGUGUUUUUAUUUAUAUAUUUAUCAAAGUCUUAAAUUCAUACAGUCUUAUUUAGUAUUAGUUUUUUCGAAAUAAAAACAACGAUAAAAUGUAAAUAAUUUUAUUAGAUUUAUAAGAUUAGAUUGAAGUUAAUCAUUGCUAAUGCUCUGUACUUUGUGUUCUGUUCAAAAUAUGUUAUUUUUUUCGAAACCUCUUAAAUUAUUUUAUUAUAAGACUUUAUAGACUUGGAAGUCCUUAGAUUAAACAUGAUAAAUAAAGAAUAAAUUUGUUGCAAACUGGUUCGGUAUUUCUGUUUGCAGCAAAAUUUAAAGAAUUCCAGCUACGAACUGAAAAAUACUAUUUAAAUUUAGGAAUAAAUAAAAAAGAUUAAGGCGGUCUUCAAUAAAAUGUGAAAUAGAUUAUGCGAUAUCAAUUAAACCGCUAAUAGCUACUGUUUAAUUGGUACAAAAUUAAUAUUUAGUACAACUAUUGGGACAAAAUCAAAUAAAAAAAAUGUGCCAUUAGACAGGCCGAGACAAAAGGGAUCAUGUAAUAAAUCAUCAAAAAUGUAAAUAUUAAAAAAACAUCACUCUCAUAAUGUACAAAAUAUUCUAGCUGGGUCCUCAUCUUGCACGUUUAAUCAACCAUUAAAAAUCCUUUUCUAAUAAUUGUACGUUGUGCGAAAUUUUGUUUUUAUAACAUUACCAGAAUUAAAAGUAUUAUGUGUAAGUAUAUAAUGUAUUCUAGAAUAAAUUAUUGU